AAAUUUUACGGUUUCAGCCAACCACCGGACAACUUCAACUCUUCCGCGAACUAAUUCUACCAUUAGUUGCUAGAGGACUACAUAACUCCUUCGUCAAUUUCGUCGCUAAACACGCGACCUUGACAACCAACUUUUACCUCAUCGACUUUUAACUUCGUCGAGGUUUCCUCUUUUCCUUCUCUCAUAUCUCAACCCUCUUUUCAUUCAAUUCUCUUCUUAACUCUUCAGUAGCCAUCAUGUCUCGAGGUGGUACUACUCUGUACGUGACUGGCUUCAGCCACGGUACGCGUGCCCGAGACCUCGCCUACGAAUUCGAACGCUAUGGUCGUCUUGUCCGCUGUGACAUCCCUGCCCCACGAUCUGCGUCUAGCAGACUGUUUGCUUUCGUGGAGUAUGAGGAUCGUCGUGAUGCCGAUGAUGCGUAUCAUGAGAUGCACAACAAGCGCAUCGGCCGUGAUGAUCUUCUGAAGAUUGAGUGGGCUCGUACUCCCCCCUCUGCGUCCUGGCGAUUUGACAGUGGUCGUGACCGUGAGCGACGUGAUCGUGGAGGCAGAUCCCCACGUCGCGGACGUUCUCCAUCUCCCCGUCGCAGCACUCGUGACUAUUCCCCUCGCAAGGAUGACCGACGAGACCGCGACCGCGAUUACGACCGUGACCGUCGUGACACACGUGACCGCUCUCGUAGCCCGGAUACUCGUGACCGCGACCGUGACGAUAGAGACGACCGCGACCGCCGUGACAAUGGCACCAAUGGCGACGACCGAAAGGCUGUCGACAGCCCUCCGCCCCAACACGAGGACCUGGACGUUGCAGAGUGAUAAGUAUAACUGGCCUGGCUAUGUUACACUGCGACGGCGGGUUGCAUCAGCAACGUGUGAAAUAUUAGAACGUUCUCCUAUGUCACACGGGUGUUUGGUAAUUGCUUUUCUACAUUGGGCUGUAACUCAUCUUUUAGUUUCGAUUUCAUCGACCGACGUGCGAGGCAGUCAUCCGACUAAUUGAAAGACUGAACCCGGAGACGAUGCCGCCAAGACCGCGAGGAUUUCCUAUUUGAGACAGCAAAAGGCUACUAAGUGAAUCUUAAAUGCAGCUAGGUAGCCGAAAACGUGCCUUAACGGCGAAGUUCUAGCUAGGUAGUUAGUCAACUUGUUAGUUUCAAGGCAAACACACCGCGAUUCCUAUGAGUUCUUCGUGUUCUAGUGUUUUGAGGUUGUGAGACACUCCGGCUAAGACACCUAACCUAUCCAGCAACCUAAAACACAAUCCUUCAGUUACCAUG
Messenger RNA from Annulohypoxylon truncatum, 1279 nucleotides. Its product is annotated as RNA-binding domain-containing protein. Gene Ontology annotation, molecular function: RNA binding. Bases 237 to 818 code for a protein of 193 amino acids. The record is from RefSeq and is a predicted model, not a curated record. Gene Ontology annotation, cellular component: nuclear speck. The transcript has 6 exons. Lineage: Eukaryota; Fungi; Ascomycota; Sordariomycetes; Xylariales; Hypoxylaceae. Gene Ontology annotation, biological process: mRNA splicing, via spliceosome.